GCCCGCGAGUUCGUUCGUGGAGGAUGAACAGCCGCCUCCAGGAGAUCCGAGAGCGGCAGAAAUUGCGCCGGCAGCUCUUGGCUCAGCAGUUGGGGGCGGAAAGUGCUGAUAGCAUUGGUGCAGUAUUGAAUAGCAAAGAUGAGCAACGGGAGAUUGCUGAAACAAGAGAAACAUGCAGGGCUGCUUAUGAUACCUCUGCGCCAAAUGCCAAACGCAAAUUUCCAGAUGAGGGGGAACCCGAUGAAGAAGAAAUAGAAGAAUAUAAGGAUGAAGUAGAGCUGCAGCAAGAGGAUGAGAACCUGCCCUAUGAAGAAGAAAUUUACAAGGAUUCCAGCACAUUUCUUAAGGGGACUCAGAGUUUAAAUCCUCACAAUGAUUACUGUCAGCACUUUGUGGAUACCGGACACAGACCCCAGAACUUUAUCAGAGAUGUGGGCUUAGCUGACAGGUUUGAAGAAUAUCCGAAACUCAGGGAGCUCAUCAGGCUAAAGGAUGAGCUCAUAUCUAAAUCUAACACUCCCCCUAUGUAUUUACAAGCUGACCUGGAGGCUUUUGAUGUCCGUGAGCUAAAGUCUAAGUUUGAUGUGAUCCUUUUGGAACCACCACUAGAAGAGUACUACAGAGAGACGGGCAUCACAGCUAAUGAGAAGUGCUGGACUUGGGAUGAGAUUAUGAAGCUGGACAUUGAAGAAAUUGCUUCCUUGAGAUCCUUUGUCUUCCUCUGGUGUGGUUCUGGCGAGGGUCUGGAUCUUGGCAGAAUGUGCUUGCGCAAAUGGGGUUAUAGAAGAUGUGAAGAUAUCUGUUGGAUUAAAACCAAUAAAAACAAUCCCGGGAAGACCAAAACUCUAGACCCAAAGGCUGUCUUUCAACGAACAAAGGAACAUUGCCUUAUGGGCAUUAAAGGAACAGUCCGCCGAAGUACUGAUGGAGACUUUAUCCAUGCUAAUGUUGACAUUGAUUUGAUUAUCACGGAAGAGCCUGAAAUUGGCAACAUAGAGAAACCGGUAGAAAUAUUUCACAUUAUUGAACAUUUUUGUCUUGGAAGAAGACGCCUUCAUCUCUUUGGACGGGAUAGUACGAUUCGACCAGGUUGGCUAACCGUGGGACCAACGCUCACAAACAGUAACUUCAAUGUAGAAACGUAUACAUCCUAUUUCACACCUCCGAAUUCUCACCUAACUGGCUGUACAGAAGAAAUUGAGAGACUCAGACCUAAAUCUCCACCCCCAAAAGACCGAGGAGGUGGAGCGCCAAGGGGCGGAGGAAGAGGCGGAACUUCAGCUGGCCGAGGAGAAAGAGGCAGAGAGAGAAAUCGAACUAAUUUCCGGGGGGAAAGAGGUGGAUUCCGGGGAGGAAGGGGAGGUACACACCGAGGAGGCUUUCCUCCUCGUUGAACAUAUCCAAGUA
Messenger RNA from Euleptes europaea (tarantolino), 1407 nucleotides. It is a transcript of the gene METTL14, whose product is annotated as methyltransferase 14, N6-adenosine-methyltransferase subunit. The record is from RefSeq and is a predicted model, not a curated record. The coding region runs from base 24 to 1394 and encodes 456 amino acids. Gene Ontology annotation, cellular component: RNA N6-methyladenosine methyltransferase complex; nucleus. NCBI's taxonomy places the organism in Eukaryota, Metazoa, Chordata, Lepidosauria, Squamata, Sphaerodactylidae. The transcript is spliced from 11 exons. Gene Ontology annotation, molecular function: mRNA binding.